Molecule: messenger RNA, 738 nt
Organism: Balearica regulorum gibbericeps (East African grey crowned-crane)
Lineage: Eukaryota; Metazoa; Chordata; Aves; Gruiformes; Gruidae
Source: RefSeq, a predicted model, not a curated record
AUGACGCAGCCCUCCAUGAUAACUGAGGUGACUAACAGUGCACCAGACCCACUGCCCCAGUACAAGCCGCGAAUGAACAACAUCCUUACUUCUGCCACCGAACCCUAUGAUCUGUCUUUCUCCCGGUCCUUCCAGAACCUCUCUCACCUCCCACCAUCCUACGAGUCUGCUGUCAAGACAAACCCAACUGACAAAGAGGCUGAUGAAUACUACAUGAGGAGGAGACACCUGCCCGACCUGGCAGCCCGGGGCACGCUCCCUAUCAACGUCAUCAAAAUGUCUCAGCAGACCAACCACAGGGACAGGCCUCGCCGUCCCAUCAGGGCCAUGUCCCAGGACAGAGUGCUGUCUCCUGAGAGGAUCAUGCCCGAGGAGUUUAGCAUGUCCUAUGAACGGAUCCUCUCAGAUGAGCAGCUUCUGUCUGCAGAGCGCCUCCACUCCCAAGACCCCCUGCUCUCCCCGGAGCGGUCGGGGUACCCCGAGCAGUCUAUGUCACGGGCAUUGUCACACACAGAUGUCUUUGUAUCAACACCCGUCUUGGAUCGCUACAGGAUGACAAAAAUGCACUCCCAUCCUAGUGCCUCAAAUAACUUGUACAAUACCUUAGGUAUGAACCCAACCUCCGCCAAGCGCCAAGCAUUCGCCUCCCGACGGCACAACACAGUAGAACAACUGCAUUACAUUCCCGGACACCACCAUCACUACCGCACAGCGAGCAAAACAGAGGUGACUGUUUGA